CGUUGGAUGGAAUAUGGCGGCUGUUCUCAUUCCUCUAGCACAUUUAAAAAGUUGGGAAAAGGGAAAAGUAGCGAUAUUAAAACUUUGCCAAACAUUCGUAGCGGAUGAAACAGCAGAGACACAUGGAUCAGACGUGGAAUCGAAUUUUACCCAAGUAUUUUACGAGCUUAUAUCAUAUGUGGUUCAUGGUCAGAUUGGACAUGAUGAAGUCGUUGCACUGCUGACUGAAAUUGUGAAUGAUCAAGACAAAAGAUCAAUACUGGUUGAUGUCAUUAACAUCAUGGAUGUCGAUGUCCAGUUUACUGAAAAACUAAAGCAAGAUCGCUUCACAACAUUUGUUUCUUCUUUGGUGAAUACAUCUGUUGUUUCUGAAGACCUUCUUAAAGAGCGAAUCGAUGUGGAAUCCUUGGAUUCACUUGGAUUGAUCCAAUCAGCGAAAGGCUUCAACACAAAAUUUGUGAAAAUCAAAACUAAACUUUUUUACAAACAACAGAAGUUUAAUCUACUGAGGGAAGAGUCUGAAGGAUACAGUAAAUUAAUUACUGAAUUGGGACAGGAAAUGGACACUGCAAAUCAUGCAGCUUUUCUGGAAAACAUCAAGUCAUUAAUUGGGCGAUUCAACCUGGAUCCGAACCGGGUACUUGAUAUUAUGUUAGAUGCUUUUGAAUUUCAUUUGGAGGAAGAAGACUUCUUUAUAACUCUUUUAAAAGAAUAUUCAUCGAAUUAUGAUAAAUCUACAGUGUGCCAUAUUUUAGGAUUUAAAUACCAGUUUUAUAAGGAUCAACCAGAUGUUCGUCCACCACAUGCUCUGUUGUAUCUCACUGCUUUACUUAUUAAGCAUGACUUACUAGAGUUAGAUAGCAUCUAUUUACAUCUUAGUCCCAGUGAUGGUGAAAUAUACGAGGACAAUACGCAAGAAUUGCUUGAUGCAAAACAAGAAGCCAAGAAAUUGAAUGCUGCUAUCCUUACCUCCGACACAACAAAUAAUGAUGAAAAUAAAGAAAAUGACAAGGAAAUUAAAGUAGAGCAUAGAACAUUUAAUCAGAAGUUUGGUUUAUGCCACACGCUACUGCUGGUGGGUGCCUGGCCUCAGGCUAAAGAUGCAAUGGACAAAUUGCCAAAAUUUGCAGCCGUGAGUGAGGAGCCUGUUGUAGUGGCCAUGUGUAAACUUAUACAUAUCCUUAUAGAGCCGAUUUACAGACAAUGUUCAUCUAAGGCGGCUCGUGGUCGACCUUAUCCUUGCAAACUAACAAAGGGACCCUCACAGUGUAAAGUAUUUAGCGAUCUCACAGACUGCGUGUUUCCAUUACUUUUUCAUCUUGGACCGAACUUGUCUUUUGAUCCUAUUUUAAUGGCGAAGGUUAUAAGAGUUGGUCGAGCAUUUUUAAAAGAAAAUCCCAACGUUGUUCUUGGGCAAGAUAGGGAUACCAAACUGCUGGCGGUUUGGAAUAGUCUUACCGAGCUCGUUGAUCAAGUGUUAUUUCCCUCUCUGUCAUUAUUGGAAUGUAAUCCAAGUAUUGCUGAAGAAGUCUGGAUUUUACUCAAAGCAUUUCCAUAUAACAUUAGGUAUUGUCUUUACGGACGGUGGAAAAACCAAUCCUACAAUAUGCAUCCAAGACUUAUUGAAGUUAAAGCGAAGACGAUAAAAAAAGCAAAAUAUAUCGCUAAGCGUUUAUCAAAAGAGAAUGUGAAACAAUCCGGAAGACAGAUUGGAAAAUUAAGCCACAGCAAUCCCGGUGUUCUUUUUGAAUAUAUUCUUAGUCAAAUCCAAAAGUACGACAAUUUUAUCGGACCUGUUGUUGAUUCUCUUAAAUAUUUAACUCCAAUGUCAUAUGACGUCUUGGCUUACUGUAUCAUUGAAGCAUUGGCAAAUCCUGAAAAGGAGAGACUAAAACUGGACGAUACGAAUAUUUCAGAAUGGCUUAAAAGUCUCGCCAUUUUUUGUGGAACGGUUUUUAAAAAGUAUAGCAUCGAACUAACUGGUCUUCUUCAAUACGUGGCUAACCAACUGAAAGCUGGCAAAAGUUCGGAUUUACUUGUUUUGAGAGAGGUUGUGCAGAAAAUGUCAGGGAUUGAGAUUUCGGAAGAGGUCACCAUGGAUCAGAUUGAAGCUUUGUCGGGAGGAGAAAUGCUCCGUGCCGAGGGCGGUUGGUUUGGGCAGAUACGAAACACAAAGAAAUCCUCCCAAAGGUUACGAGACACUCUAAUGGAUGGCGACUUAGCGUUUCCUCUUUGUAUAUUAAUGGCACAGCAGCGAAAUUCCGUCAUCUUCUUUGAUGAAUCUUCAAACAGACACUUGAAACUGGUUGGCAAACUCUAUGACCAGUGUCAUGACACGAUGGUUCAGUUUGGUGGAUUUUUAGCAAAUCAAUUAAAUAGCGAAGAUUAUGAUAACAAUUUACCGCCAUUAGAAGACCUUGUGAAGAACUUUUAUCUCUCUCAAGAUGCUGCUUUCUUUUUAGCAAGACCAAUGUUUGCUAACAAGAUACAGGCAACAUUUGAAGAGACUCAAAAGAAUGAAAAAUCCAGGAGUUUAUCACAAAAACAAAUUUUUAAAUUAUAUAUAAGUGCUGUGAAUUCAGUGUUGGAACCAGUCACAGGAAAUGUCAUAGACCUCCAUCCUUUAAGAGUUUGGAAUAAUAUCAGUCCUCAUUUGUACGUUGCUUUCUGGUCUCUCACUAUGUACGACCUUCAUGUUCCUGUCGAGCGUUACGAAGCAGAGAAAAACAAAAUGAAUGAUCUCCUAAAUAAUCUGGAUGAAAACAAAGAACUGAAUUCUGCAAGCAAAAAGAAAAAAGAAAAAGAUCGAUGUUUAGGUGCUAUUGAUAAACUUAAAGAGGAACAAAAAGAGCAAGAACAACAUACACAAAGAAUAAAAGAAUGGUUGAAACAUGAACAAGAUAAUUGGAUACCUUCAAAGUCAUCAAAGAACGAGUCAGUUACUCAACUUUUGCAGCUGUGUAUCUUUCCAAGAUGUGUUUUUACUGCCAGUGACGCUAUUUUUUGCGCUAAAUUUGUACACAUGCUUCAUAAUUUGAAGACGCCGAAUUUUUCAACAUUGUUGUGUUUUGAUCGGGUCUUCUCUGAUAUAUCUUACACUGUGACCACGCUGACUGAAAGCGAGGCUAGCAGAUAUGGCCGCUUCCUGUCAUCAAUGCUGGAAAUUGUUGUACGUUGGCACAAGGAUAAAAAGACUUAUGAAAAGGAAUGUGGAGGCUACCCAGGAUUUGUGACGGUUUUAAGAACAACGAAUACUGAUAAAGCAGAACAUUUGGAUUACGAAAACUUUCGCCAUGUUUGUCAUAAAUGGCAGUAUAAACUAACAAAGGCUCUAGUCGUUUGUUUGGAAUCAAAAGAUUACACUCAAAUUAGGAACACAAUAAUGGUCUUAAUCAAGAUUCUUCCUCAUUAUCCGAAAGUUUCUAACCUUGGUCUGGCCUUGGAGAGAAGAGUAGAAAGAAUUUGUGAAGAAGAGAAAGACAAGAGGAAAGACCUUUAUGCUUUGGCAAUCGGAUAUGCAGGAAAGUUAAGAACACAUAAAUCAGAAAUGAUUCCUGAAGGAAUGUUCCAUAAGAAAGCCCCAGAUGCUAAAGACAAGGCAAAUGCAAAUGCUACGCCGAAUGCACCUCAAAACGCGUCGAAUGCUAAUUCUCAACCAGAUAUUAAACAGGAAGUGGAUGGGAAUGGGGGAGAUUCUCAAGAGAAACAUGAAAAACAAGUUAACCAUGACGGCAAGACCAAAACAAGCGACACAGCCGAAGUUAACGAUGUCGAAGAGAGCAAGUCAACAAUUAAACAAUCUUCUUCACAAAGUAUCGCAACAGAAAAAACUUCAUCCAACUCAGUGAAAAAAACAUCUUCGAGUAAUGGUGUUAAGGUGUCUACAAGUUUAACAACUAAAAAAUCUUCAUCAAAUGUUGCGUCAAAUGACGUCAGUGUAAAGCCAAAGACCGAAUCAAGCAAAUCCAUGUCGGCCUCUAACAAAUCCAAAGAACUGAAAGAAACUGAUCGCGAAAAACAAGCUGGGAAAGAGAGUGAUAAAGCGAGGAACUACGAUAAGGCAGAGAAAUCAAAGCGACCGUCACCGAACGACUCUCCCCGAGAUGACUACGAUAAAGAAACCAAGAGGCGGAAAAUGGAGAAAAGUGAUGGUCGUAACUCCUCACCAUCUUCCAAGGAAAGUACACCAGUGGAUGGAUCUUUAUCGAAGAGUCGUGAAGAACGAUCGAAAAGUAAAGAAAAAGACAGAGAUAAAGAGAAAAGUCACAAGUCUGAUCGCAAGAGAACGUCUGAUGUUGUUGAAAUCAAGGAGGUUAAAAAACGGAAAGAAGAUGACGAUGCAAGUCCAAUGAGAAAGUCAGUUCAGUUGGUAGAUGAAAAACCGAAAGAGAAAGAGAAACAAGAGGAAAAAACAAAAACAACAAUUAUUAAGUUGUCUCGAAAGACGGAAGAAGAUGGAGUGAAGAAAGAGAAGGAAAGGGAUAAAAAUAAAGAAAAAGAAAAGGAUAAACACAAAGAUAAAACAAAGGUGAAUUGAAGUGAUCAGUCAUAGCAGAAGCGCGAAAGUAUUCUCGAAUUUCCACACCGUACUAGUACUAGUAUAAAGAUUGUAUUCGAUAGCUCAAUACCUUCUGCUUUGUAUGACUGGCCAGAUUGAAGUUACGUAUACUUAGGUGAAAGAUAAAGACAAGGAGAAAGAAAAAGAUAAGGACAAAGAUAAAGAAAAGGAAAAAAAGAAAA
Messenger RNA from Dendronephthya gigantea, 4740 nucleotides. RefSeq names its product THO complex subunit 2-like. The transcript has 45 exons. Gene Ontology annotation, molecular function: mRNA binding. Bases 14 to 4537 code for a protein of 1507 amino acids. The record is from RefSeq and is a predicted model, not a curated record. NCBI's taxonomy places the organism in Eukaryota, Metazoa, Cnidaria, Anthozoa, Malacalcyonacea, Nephtheidae. Gene Ontology annotation, cellular component: THO complex part of transcription export complex. Gene Ontology annotation, biological process: mRNA export from nucleus; mRNA processing.